Messenger RNA from Diuraphis noxia (Russian wheat aphid), 720 nucleotides. Its product is annotated as acyl carrier protein, mitochondrial-like. Gene Ontology annotation, biological process: fatty acid biosynthetic process. The record is from RefSeq and is a predicted model, not a curated record. Gene Ontology annotation, cellular component: respiratory chain complex I; mitochondrion. Lineage: Eukaryota; Metazoa; Arthropoda; Insecta; Hemiptera; Aphididae. Gene Ontology annotation, molecular function: acyl binding; acyl carrier activity.
AUUCAAAGCUUUCAAUCGAGCUGAUUCGCCUGAUUCUGGUGUGACUACUUAUUUCUUAUAUUAUAUUUAGAAAUAUUUUGUACAAAAAUAUAGUACAUUUUUAGAAUAUAUAUACAUGAUGGCGUCCCUUGGGAAAGUCUUGUGUGGUACGUUUUUCACCAACACCAGUUUACGGGUGUUGAGACGUUACCCGAUGUGCACAAGUAAACGCUAUUUAAGUCAAUCGAAAAUCGUCAAUAACCUUAAUCUUCAAACAUGCAGAGUACCGGUGGCUGAUUCUGGUAGUAGUCGAUGGUAUUCGGACACGACAGCAGCCAGUCGAUUGACUGUGAUUGAAGUAGAAACUAGAGUGCUGAAUACAGUCAUGCGGCAUUACAGUGUCAAGCCACCGAUGACUAUUGAACAAAUUAAGAAGCGUGUCCUAUUGGUACUACAAUUAUACGACAAGGUUAAUCCAGAUAAGCUCAGUCUUGAAUCACAUUUUAUCAAUGAUCUUGGAUUAGACUCAUUAGAUCAUGUUGAAGUUAUCAUGGCCAUAGAAGACGAAUUUGGUUUUGAAAUACCUGAUGAAGAUGCUGAAAAGUUGCAUAGACCUAAAGAUAUUGUGCAAUAUGUGUGUGAUCGUGAAGAUAUUUAUGAUUAAAUCAUUCAGUCCUAUGUGUCUAAAUGUUCACUAAAUGUAGUUUUUCCAAAUAUUAUAACAACUCAUUGGAACAGCAA